GCCCAUUAAAACCUUUAUUAUUAAUAAUUAAUAUUAGCAAUUAGUAAUAAUAAUAUCCAAAUCUGUUUUUUUACAAGUGAAAUUAAUGUAACACAAAGUCAUGUGGUAGUUUGAGUGACGUCUAUUGUGUGUGUUGUUUCUUCUUCUCCUUCUUCAGUUGUGUUAUUCGGAGAAAGAUUCUGAAUUCGAUUCAACAAUGGACGUUGAUCCUCGCCAAUACGAAAACACUGCUAUAAAUGAAAAAGACGUCCCAAACAUUGUUAUGUCAUAUCUUAUACAUAAUUGCUACGAGGAAUCAGCAGAGUCAUUCAUUGCCAGCACUGGGUCGAAGCGGCCUACAGAUUAUUUGGAUAACAUGGAGAAAAGAAAAAAAAUCUUCCACUAUGCACUGGAGGGAAAUGCACUUAAGGCUAUUGAGCUCACUGAGCAGCUGACACCAGAUAUUCUGGAAAAGAAUAAGGAUUUGCUGUUUGAUCUUCUAAGCCUUCAUUUUGUAGAGCUUGUCCGCUCUAGGAAAUGCACAGAAGCUUUGGAGUUUGCUCAGACCAAGUUGAGCCCUUUUGGGAAGGAGGCAAAAUAUAUGGAAAAACUUGAAGAUUUUAUGGCCCUUCUUGCUUAUAAGGAACCGGAGAAAUCCCCAAUGUUUCAUUUGCUUAGCUUGGAAUACCGUCAACAGUUUGCAGACAGUUUGAAUAGAACUAUCCUUGCAUACUUUAACCUUCCCAGCUACACAGCAAUGGAGAGGCUUAUACAGCAGGCGACACUAGUUAGACAAUGCUUAAAUGAGGAGGCUGGAAAGGAGGCGCCUCAACCAUUUUCUUUGAAAGAAUUUCUUAAAAGGCGAUGAGAAUGCAUUUGCAUAUCCACCCAAAAUUGUGGAAUGAAGCACGACUACCUUAUGCAUGAUCGUCUUAUACCUUUGUUACCAAAUGUUGGAUUUGUGUAUGGUUUGAUUGUUAUAGGUGUAACGUUUUCUGAAUGCUAUUCAUGUAUAAAUUUUUUUUGUAUCAGGCUAUCUAGAUCUUUCUGGCCCUACUGCAAUGUUGUGAGGUAUAAGCGAUCCAUGAAAAUGGGGGAAAUGCAAUCGGUACACGAUGGAGAAAAUAAUUUCUACAUGGGAAUGUUGAUCUAGUGUGUGAUAUUAAGAUGUCACCCUCCCAUGUUUUUUUCCACAUUUUAGACGUGUUCAAUCCAUUUUGAGGUUUUGCAGACAAAACCAGUAAAUAUAUUUUCAUGGUAUGAAAUUUGAUGUGAAACGCAUAUGCAUAGUUUAGCUGCAUGUUUGUGAUGUAUAAAAGGAAAAGUAUGACGAGUUUAGGGUCAGUGGUUCAGUCUCCUUCUUCCAUAUUUUCUCUGUUUGAGAUAAAAACAAAAAUAGAUUAAAAAAAGUUGAUUGUAUUUGAUUGUAAAUAUUUUUUAAGCAACUGUCGAAGUAUUAGUGCUUGGGGGUGUA
This is a messenger RNA of Cicer arietinum (chickpea), 1453 nucleotides long. RefSeq lists its product as uncharacterized. Lineage: Eukaryota; Viridiplantae; Streptophyta; Magnoliopsida; Fabales; Fabaceae. The record is from RefSeq and is a predicted model, not a curated record. Gene Ontology annotation, molecular function: protein binding.